AUGCAUCGGCUUGUUGUCCCCAAAUUAUCUCCUACGCAUCGAUUUGCAUGCCUAGCACUCUAUCGAGCGCUCCUUCGACGAUGUAACGACUUACAACGAACCGCGCCUGGGCUCGUCUCGUCGCAAUCGCACAUUCAAGAACGGUUUCGCAAAUACAAAAAACUUCAAAGUCCUUCUCAGACAGCAAAUGCGCUUAAAGCCGGGUACGAGGCUCUUGACCUUCUAUACUCGGCGUCGCAAGGGAAUAAGCAUGACUCUAGUCUGAUAAGCACCAUACUUUCCGAAGCACAUCUUGCGAAACAACGCAAAAGGAAACUCCAAUCUGUGUUAUCCGAGCUGCGACCCGUGCAGCCCCCAUCACAGAAGCAAAUCAAGAAAGAGAAAAACCGACGAUUUCAGGAACUUACUGUUCGGCCGCAUCCGGAUGCGACGCCUAUAUUGUCACGACCUCGACCUGUUGUGAGCGGUCGGCGCCGUAUUCCUGUCCUCGUCAACGCCUGCGGCAUUCCAUUCUUGCGCAUCAAAAAACCACAGCCACAAAGCAUCAGCCGCGUCAUAAGAACAAAAAUAAAUAAUCGACAGCGUUUAGCUGAUUGCCGACAAAUGUUGGAGCCGGAGAUUCUAUUUGCGAAGGAUGAAGAUAAUUGGGACUCACUCACGACCGGCGAAGAGGCGGAAUCUUGGGCUAGCGAGUGUGAAGCCACCUCAAAGGAAAUUGACCAUAAGCUCCGCAACGACACCAUUGAAAACAUAAGGGUCGCGGACGCCAUGUGGGAAAUUGUACUUGCAGAGCGCAAGUUAGCUGAAGAAGAGAAACAGAAGGCCGAAAAAGAGAAGCGAUUGACUGAAACAUGA
This is a messenger RNA of Aspergillus puulaauensis, 855 nucleotides long. RefSeq names its product LYR motif-containing protein. Bases 1 to 855 code for a protein of 284 amino acids. NCBI's taxonomy places the organism in Eukaryota, Fungi, Ascomycota, Eurotiomycetes, Eurotiales, Aspergillaceae. The transcript has 3 exons. The record is from RefSeq and is a predicted model, not a curated record.